CAGCAGCACUUGUCCCGUUCGCUCACCCAGCGACCCCGAGUCACAUGACGUCACACCAGAAUCCACUGUAUCCAGCUGAUCUAGAGGUGCAGUUAACGCUCGGAGAGCUGGUCCCUGGAUACUACUACUUCUACCAGGCCGGAGAAGAUGGGGUGUUGCUUUAGUAAGGAGCUCAACCCCGGCCAGCAGAAUGAGAGGAGCAGUCUGUUACAGUCCCCGCUCCACGAUGGACUGAAUGAGGCGACAGAGCAGGUCAGGCAACACGCUGCUGCUGUAGCUCAACAUGUGAGCCUAGAGGAAGAAGAAAAAUGUCCGUCGGACGGAUCGGCCCAGAGGGAGCCUCUGGAAGAUGAGGACCCCCCUCCAGAAGUGGACAGAGCGGCUGUGGUCAGCAGGGACAUCUCCACGCAGAUUGAGAAGGAUCUUAAACCAGCGAGUACUCGCGAAGGGAACGAGGCUAUUAUUAUCACAACCAGCACAAACAUGCAUACAAACACGGACACAGCGGCAGAUGGGACAUGCACGGCUGGUCCCAGCAAUGGACCGGUUCCCUAUAUGGAGGUGCUAACACAGAGUCCAGUCAAACAGAGGAUUUUGGACAAUGCCACCAUCAGGGCAUUAUGGUUCAACCAGCUCACAGAUGAGCAGAAGCACCAGAAAUUAACCUGUUGGUCAUCUCCUGCCGUGUUACCCUCAGCUCCCUGCCUGGACGCCGUCACAGUGAGCGGGGCGUCACACGACCAGCCCCCACUGGUCAGUGGGACACGGCAGGAUUCCCCCAAAGCAGAGCACAAGGCGGAGGAUGGAGAAGAAGCGUGUGCCGUCGCGACAACGCUGUGUCAAGUUCUGGAGACGAGGACCCGGAGCUUCUACAGCAUAUGUUCCAUUGACGUGGACGACCUUGAACAUGACCAAACAGCUGGAGGAACACUGCACACAGCUGAGGUAGAAACAGCUGCUCCUCUCUGCUUAGUGGAGCCUCCCUCCAGCCAAUCACACACACAGGCAUCCACGGCUUGCGACCGCACAAAUGUCACAAAAUCUAUAUUGACCAGCCAGUCACGUGACGAGGAGGAAGCUUCUACGCAGUCACGUGCUGCUCAACAGUCCUCGGUCCUUUUGUCACAGACACAUUCUGAUUCUUCAGCAGAGCAUACCACCUCACAGAAACCCGCCACGCCUCCUCAGCUGGCGGACUCUCCGUCUGACAUGCGGCCCCUCAGAGAUCACACAAGCAGGGAUGAACCUCAGGCUUCUCCACCAGACUUCCCUCACCUCAAAGUGUUGAACUGCCAAACAGCCGCAAAGGACACAGAGGAAUUCGCAGAUAACGUGGCAGUUGAAAUUGAAAGUAUCAAAGAGAAGAGAGUGUGUUCGGCGGAUGAGACAGUGAAGGAGUCACAGGAGGUAAUAGUUAGAGAGGUAACUGUAAAUAAGGAGACUGAGUGUUCAGAGGAGGAGAUUGUGUACAUGGAGGACCAAGGGGAGAAAUUCUUUAAUUCCACCAAAGGGGAGGUCAGCGUCCUGGAGAGAGAUCAGAGUGUGCCUUCUGGUUUUUGUCCUCUAGACCGUCCUCUUCAGUCUGAACUGAAAUCAGAGCAGAACAUCCAGAGUUUACAGUCAGCUGCUCAACUUCCUCAACUUAAUACUUCCUGUCACAGCCCCAGAUCUUUAAAUCCUGCCGACAAACUGGUUCAUAAAGAAGAGGACGCUGACCCUCGGCCCAGAAUACAGGUUGCGAUGGAUGAGUCCUCUCUGAAGAGCAGCCCCCUCCCAGUGAGUAUCCAGAAAUGCCAGAGGUCAGAGGGAGAUGUUGAUCACAACGGUACAACAGAUCCAUCUUUGACUGAUGCGUCGCCAGUUUCCACCAUUUCUGCUGACCUGAGCGCGCUCGUGUGCCACACAGAUCUGACCCCUCUUCCUGAUUUAACUAAAACCAUGUUUCAGUAUGGACCCAUCGAAUUAGAUGUUAAUUCAAAUGAUCCAAAAUUUGAACUCGACAACAAUAAGUUCCCUCCUCAAGAUCUUGAACCUUCAUUCACUGACUCUCAGGACUGUGAACUGACUGAUUCUCAGAUAAACAACACCGGGUUUGAUUUCUGUGACAAAGCUCCCGAUGGUUCUGAUGUGAAAACUGGAUGUGGUCUGCUGUCUGGCUCCCACGAGCCCUUUAAUAAUGUCCCCGCUGGUGGAGAUGAUGAACAGACAGUCACAAAAGCAAAAGCAGACAUUUAUCGACAUGUCGAGAGAGGCGACGUUCCACUUUGUUUACCUGAGAUCACUGUGAGCAUGAGUCGCUGUGGCCCUGAUGCAUCUGAGGAUUCAAGUCACCUUCCUCCUUCACAUACUCCUGCUACUGUACGUGAGCUUUCUGUAUCGGCAUCCUCCACUCCAACUCCCUCUUCCCCACAUCAUACUGGAGCUGAUGCUACUGAGAGUCAAUGCAGCAAAAUCCAAGUGAAGAUAAACCCAACACAGUAUGAAGAAGCAGAGGAGACAACAGUCCCACAACCGUCUCUCAUUGAUCAGCCCGUCUUUCACUGUCUACCAUCAGCCUCUCAGCCCCCACACAUGUUCACCUCUAGUGUUUCCUUUGACUCUGUAAAGCCUCAGAUGGACCCUGAGCUGCAGCAUGAAACUGCUGAGGGUUUACCUCAAACCAAAGACGAAUCUAUCAAGAAUUACUUGGAAGAAAUCAAUGCGAUGAAGAUGCACACAUCACCAGUGGAGCUCCCUCCACUAGACAAUGAUCUUCCUUCAGAAACAGCCAAUAUUUUAGUUGGUGAAACACCAUCCCAAGGAGUUGAAGUCCAGGCUUCCUUCACAACAGGGGAGUUGUACAAGAUCCCAACUACUUUCAACUUUCAGGAUGACAGUGCCCCAGUGUUAGCCUGCCAAGACGGUCACACCACGAUCACCGUGGACCCAAAUCAGAUCGACCUCUAUGCCUCAACCCCAUCUUAUGAGAUUCACUUCCUCAGUCAUGAACUGCCGGCUGCCUCUGACGAGGGAGUGAAGGAGGGAGGGAUGAGGGAGAUGGUUUCUGAGCUGCUGGGGGAGGAUGCAGACUCAUCCAUCUGCCAUCUCUACCCCAACCCCUGGAUCAAGCUGGGUCUGGUAGAGAGCUGUGAGGAGUGGGCUCAGGGGGCCCCCGAGGCUGAGCCCAUCCGGGGUGAGAGGGAGCAGGGAGGCAGCACGGAGCGAAUCCCAGCCUCGGUCUCAGAGCUCCAGCCCUCCAUGGCUCUGUUGGGAGCGUACCCCUACAGCACAGUGAUGCCUCAGGGAUCCUGUGUGUGGGACUGGCACACAGAUUGCACACAGUCUGAACCUGUUGCUGCUCCUUGCCUUAACCCUGAAGCUGAGGUAUGGACCAACCACAACUUUGACCUGAGCGUCCCUGACCCUGCAUACGCGCAGCUUCAGCAGCAAUGGCUACAGGUCCCCAAUGAUCUGACCAGCCAGGAAGGAUGUGUGCCAGAGUUUCAGCUGGAGAAUAUGGGCCUUACUGAGGCUGAUCCCAGCACAUCAGAGUACCAGACACUGACUGCUGAAGCUCCUGCACUUAAUGGGGAAUCUAGUGAGGCGCCUGUUGCAAGUGAGAUCACGGAGGAGCUGAGAUCAGUUUUGGAGUCCUACCUGACCAGAGAGCACCUCUGCAGUGACCUGUACCUCCAGUCUCAAAUGGACAGCGACCAGUACGUUUCCAUAGCGACUCUGGCCUGCCUCGACAAGAUCAAGAAUCUCACCACAGACCUGGACCUCAUUGCUGAUAUUCUCAAAACCAUGCCUCUGGUGGAGGUGGCCACGUGUGGGCAGAAAGUGCGGCCCAGGCAGAGUCGGUGUGUUGUAAUCCUGCGUGAGAUUCCUGACACCACCCCUCGAGAGGAGGUGGAAGCUCUGUUUGAAGGAGAAAACCUGCCCAAGUUCCUGAGCUGUGAGUUUGUGAGCAACGAUAACUGGUUCAUCACCUUCCAAUCUGAAGCCGACGCACAGCAGGCCUACAGGUACCUCAGAGAGGAGGUCCGGGUGUUCAAGGAGAAGCCGAUCAUGGUGAGGAUAAAGGCCAAGACGAUGGCAGCCGCGACCUACGCUCCAAAAAACGGCUACAGGUCUUCCCAGGUGGACCAGUGCACCAAUCAUUACGGCCCCUAUUUCCCCACCGCCUACCAGCAGUCCUGUCCUGCCCACAUGACGACUCAGCAGUUGUACAAUUUCACUGGUGAUGCGUGGUCUGCAGCAGGAUACCAGAGCGCUGAGACCCCACUACUGAUGAAUGACUUCCUGAAUGGAUUUGGCACAGCCUCCAACUUCAAACCAAACAACUCAAAUAGAGCGAGGAGAGGCUCCAAGUGGUCUGGAGACCGUCGACAGAAUAGCUCCUCGCAGGCAUCAGAGCAGCCGGCGAUGGAUCGUCCCUCUUCUCUGACGAGGACGGGUCGAGGGAGGGCCAACCCACGGCGUCAAAGCCGAGGCGGAAGGACAGAGUCCAACAAGCCACCAGCAUCAUCCACGAGUGAACAUGGAAGGGGUGGAAACAUCAACCCGAGGAGGAGAGACAACCCAAGGUCCUGGGAGCGAUCAGCUCCGAACAGUCACAAUCAGUCACCUCCUCGUCAGCCGUCUCCUCCUCUGGAGCUCAGCAUCACCAGCUUCCCUCCUCUUUCUGUGGUGAAACCUGCCAUAGCAACGGCACCUGCUGCUAACGGCAACAGCAAGGUUCCAGUGAAAAGCAGCAGCUCCUCCUCCUCAUCACUGCCAGCUUCAUCCUCACAGGAGCCUCAGCCAGACUCUCAGGAGAAUGUUAAGGAGAGUAGCGAGUCCAAACCAGCUGAGCUCACUCAGGAAGCAGCCACAGAGUCGAAGAAGCCGAGCUACGCUGAGAUCUGUCAGCGAGCAUCCACCAGCGAGUCGGUGCCACACGACGACCACACGGGCUCAGAGGAGCAGCAGAGUCUGACCUACCCCGGCCAGACCUUUGAACCCCAGUGAUCAGAUAAGAUGCAGAACGACACUCGAGAACUUCUUUCCUUUUCUUUUUUUGUCACACGGGCGUCUAAUAAGCUGGAGAUGGAUCGGUGUGUUGUCCUGAUUCUGUGAAGAAUAAGUGGCGUGUGACUCUGUUUCACAGCUGAAGAAGCUUGUUAGGAUGUGUCUGUAUUAAGAACCAAACAUCCUUUAAAACGGCUGCAUGUUAGAACAGAACAGCUGACACGGACACCACGGACCGGUUUCAGCUUUAAGCAGGAAGCCGGAAAGAAUCUGUACUUCUGCUUCACUCGUGUUUUAUUUCUUGGUUUGCUGUUUAGGUCGGUUUAUUGGGAGCCCGUUUUCAUUUUGAUUCGUCUUGUUUUGCUGAUGGCUCUGGAACUUCUCUUCUGUGUGUGUUGGAUUUCACUGUACAGGAUGUUCUGCCAUUAUUUUGAACUGGUUUUGGUUUUGCUUUACUUUUCCCCCGUACAUCUGUGUUGUACUUUUAUUUUCUACAAAUAUAAAUGCUUGUCAAUGCCCCGGAUUUCCUUUUCCAUUUUCAGAUGCUGUUGAGAUGUAAUGAACCGAGGUUCAGUGUGUUUUAGUGAGUACUGGGAGGAUCAGUGUUUUGAUUUGAUCUCACUCCUCCAGGGAUCAAAUUAAACUCAAAAAGCACUGUUUAUCUUUAUGUCUGCAUGAUUUUUUUUUUUUAAUUUCAUUUUAGAUUUUCGUUUAAGUCUGACUUUUAUUUAUGUUCACAUGAGUGCAUUUUGUGUUGAAGUCUCAUGUUUUGAGAAGAAGAAAAGUCUAGUUGAUGUACCUCAGGCUCCCUACAGGUCUCUGUGGUGAAGUGUAGCUACUGAGCGUCCAUUAACAAACACGUCACCAAGCACCAAGACUCUGAACUGUACUGUAGUAGUGAGGCCAGUGUUCUUUUGUUUAAAAUAUAACGUUUUAAAUGUGAAGCGGUUAUAACUGAGAAAGAACAGCCAUGGUUGUGGCACGUGUUACUUUGUACAAAUGUACAUAAUGUUGAACAAAUAUUAAAAGAUGCAUUUGAGGUUAAACCUA
Mugil cephalus (flathead mullet) is the source of this 6039-nucleotide messenger RNA. RefSeq lists its product as uncharacterized. Gene Ontology annotation, cellular component: cytosol; cytoplasmic stress granule. Gene Ontology annotation, molecular function: mRNA 3'-UTR binding. Bases 148 to 4989 code for a protein of 1613 amino acids. The record is from RefSeq and is a predicted model, not a curated record. The transcript has 16 exons. NCBI's taxonomy places the organism in Eukaryota, Metazoa, Chordata, Actinopteri, Mugiliformes, Mugilidae. Gene Ontology annotation, biological process: positive regulation of translation.